Messenger RNA from Amyelois transitella, 715 nucleotides. RefSeq names its product NADH dehydrogenase [ubiquinone] 1 beta subcomplex subunit 5, mitochondrial (gene ND-SGDH). Bases 7 to 633 code for a protein of 208 amino acids. The record is from RefSeq and is a predicted model, not a curated record. The transcript has 3 exons. NCBI's taxonomy places the organism in Eukaryota, Metazoa, Arthropoda, Insecta, Lepidoptera, Pyralidae.
ACAAGAAUGGAAACCCUGUUCAGGCAGUUGUCACUUCACUUGUCAAAAGAAGUCAAAAUAAAAAUGGUUUCUUGGAGUGCAUUAGGCCGAUCCUGUGGGAUCAAUCUUUUAAAAAACCAUAUCAAAACUCCGUUCAUUGCACAAAAUGUGGCCUUUUCUACCACCAAGAACGUUGGGGCUUCCCAUCACAAAACAUUUGCAUUGCAGCCAUCCAGAUGGCAAUAUCACAAGUUCAAGGAUAUGCUGCACUUCUAUGCCAUGCUAGGAUUGAUUCCCGUGGGCAUGAUCAUAUUUUACUGCAAUGUGUUCAUCGGUCCUGCUCAACUGACAAAGAUCCCAGACAACUACACACCCAAACAUUGGGAGUACCACCGCCACCCAAUUACCAGAUUUAUCGCUCGGUAUAUCCACAACAGCCCUCAGCAGGAAUAUGAAAAAUUCAUGCACUUCCUCGAUGAAGAGUCCCAGAAAAUUAAAUUGCGUGCCUUGGAAAAGGAGAUUGUCAAGAAAAUGGCCGAGCGCCAGGAUUACCAGGCCUACUACUACAGGCCUCUUGUCAAUAAGUACAUGCGCAUUGAAAGGAAGACCGGGGAAGAAAUGCAGGAACGUGCUGGUGACAAUUUCCAUGAAUGAACACCACCAAUAAAGCUGCUAGUGUAAUAGUAAUCAAGUGAAUUGUUAUAUUUCAAUGUAGAUAAUAAACAUUUUGAUCGUU